Penicillium diatomitis is the source of this 1788-nucleotide messenger RNA. Its product is annotated as F1F0 ATP synthase subunit alpha. Gene Ontology annotation, biological process: proton transmembrane transport; proton motive force-driven ATP synthesis. The transcript has 5 exons. Gene Ontology annotation, molecular function: ADP binding; ATP binding; proton-transporting ATP synthase activity, rotational mechanism. Bases 1 to 1788 code for a protein of 595 amino acids. Lineage: Eukaryota; Fungi; Ascomycota; Eurotiomycetes; Eurotiales; Aspergillaceae. The record is from RefSeq and is a predicted model, not a curated record.
AUGUUCAGGAACGCUUUGCGGCAGUCUAGCCGCUCCGUCGCGGCCGUCUCGGCCACUGGCCGUGUCGCCUCGCUCGAUCGGUCGUCGGACCCUAUCUCUCCACUUCGAACAAUCAUUGAGAAUGGCAUUACCGUGUGGUGGCUUGAGGAUCAUCUCGUUGACAAGUUUUUCUCGUUUCCGUUCCAGGUUCGCGCGGUUGUUCCCGGCCCCCUCGCCGGUGCCUCCAAGCAGGUUCGCUCUUACGCCGCCGAGGCUAAGGCCCAGCCCACCGAGGUCUCCUCCAUCUUGGAGCAGCGCAUCCGUGGUGUUCAGGAGGAGGCUGGUCUCGCUGAGACCGGUCGCGUUCUGUCCGUUGGUGACGGUAUUGCCCGUGUCCACGGUAUGACCAACGUCCAAGCUGAGGAGCUGGUUGAGUUCGCCUCCGGUGUCAAGGGUAUGUGCAUGAACCUCGAGGCCGGCCAGGUCGGUGUUGUGCUCUUCGGUUCCGACCGUCUCGUCAAGGAGGGUGAGACUGUCAAGCGUACCGGUGAGAUUGUUGACGUUCCCGUCGGUCCCGAGCUGCUCGGCCGUGUUGUCGAUGGUCUCGGUAACCCCAUUGACGGCAAGGGUCCCAUCAACGCCAAGGAGAAGCGCCGCUCCCAGCUGAAGGCCCCCGGUAUUCUCCCCCGUCAGUCCGUCAACCAGCCCGUCCAGACUGGUAUGAAGUGUGUCGACUCCAUGGUCCCCAUCGGCCGUGGUCAGCGUGAGUUGAUCAUUGGUGAUCGUCAGACCGGUAAGACCGCCGUUGCUCUCGACACCAUGCUCAACCAGAAGCGCUGGAACAACAGCGGCGACGAGUCCAAGAAGCUCUACUGUAUCUACGUUGCCGUCGGUCAGAAGCGUUCCACCGUCGCCCAGCUUGUCAAGACCCUCGAGGAGCAGGAUGCCAUGAAGUACUCCAUCGUUGUUGCUGCCACCGCCUCCGAGGCCGCUCCCCUGCAGUACCUCGCUCCCUUCACUGGCUGUGCCAUGGGUGAGUGGUUCCGUGAUAACGGCCGCCAUGCCGUUAUCAUCUACGACGAUCUGUCCAAGCAGGCCGUCGCUUACCGUCAGAUGUCCCUGCUGCUCCGCCGUCCCCCCGGUCGUGAGGCUUACCCCGGUGAUGUCUUCUACCUGCACUCCCGUCUCCUGGAGCGUGCCGCCAAGAUGAACAACAAGACCCACGGUGGUGGUUCCCUGACUGCCCUUCCCAUCAUUGAGACCCAGGGUGGUGAUGUGUCUGCCUACAUUCCCACCAACGUCAUUUCCAUUACCGACGGCCAGAUUUUCUUGGAGGCUGAGCUGUUCUACAAGGGUAUCCGUCCCGCCAUUAACGUCGGUCUGUCCGUCUCCCGUGUCGGUUCCGCCGCCCAGGUCAAGGCCAUGAAGCAGGUCGCUGGUUCCCUGAAGCUCUUCCUUGCCCAGUACCGUGAGGUCGCUGCUUUCGCCCAGUUCGGUUCCGAUCUUGAUGCAUCUACCAAGCAGACCCUUGCCCGUGGUGAGCGUCUCACUGAGCUGCUCAAGCAGAAGCAGUACUCCCCCAUGGCCGUUUCCGACAUGGUUCCCCUCAUCUUCGCUGGUGUCAACGGUCUCCUUGACUCCAUCCCCGUCGCCAAGGUUCUCCAGUGGGAGUCUGACCUCCUCGCUCACCUGAAGAGCAGCCACCCCGAGAUCCAGGAGACCAUUGAUAAGGAGGGCCAGGUUUCCAAGGAGCUUGAGGAGAAGCUCAAGAAGGUCAUUGGUGACUUCAACAGCUCUUUCAACGCAUAG